Molecule: messenger RNA, 1090 nt
Organism: Blastomyces dermatitidis ER-3
Lineage: Eukaryota; Fungi; Ascomycota; Eurotiomycetes; Onygenales; Ajellomycetaceae
Exons: 2
Coding region: 26-1090 (354 amino acids)
Source: RefSeq, a predicted model, not a curated record
ACGAUAUUAAUUAUUGUUACUAGACAUGCUGGGAUAUACUCUCGUUUGGCUGGGCGUUGCUCUCUGGGCAGUGUCUGGCUCUGCGAUGCUUGUGGAUGAGAAGAUCCAAGGAGCAGCAGAAUUGCACUCCUGGGAUCCAAGGGACUCGGUGGACGAUACGCCUUCGGAUCUGAGGCGUGUAGUUGAAGAGCGCUAUCUUUCUCGCAUGCCGAAAAUGAUCACCCCUUUGGCGAUAAUGAAAUACUUCAGGGUAGAGAGGAUGGCCAAAAACGAGACAACAGGACCAGGGUUGUACUUCAAGUACUGGGGGCUAGACAUCACAUAUCCCAGAAUCAUGACGUGCAAGCCUGUGCUCUCUGAUGUGAUAGGCUUGGAGAAAACAAUUGUCUGUGGCAAGGGGCAGGCUUGCAAGAUCUCGAGAACCGUGACUUUUCUCGACACCUACACGAACAGCGUGGGAUGGAAAAUCGGUGGCUCAGUUGGCGCGGAUAUUGGAGUCGGCGAAGGCUUCACUGUCAAAGUUUCGGGGACCUACGAGAAAAAUUAUCAGGAAACCUGGGCGAGAGCCGACGGAACAACAACCACAUACGAGUUUAGUUUGAAAGAGAACAGCAGCUGUACUCCAAGCAUGGUACAUGUCGAUCUGCUAUGCGACAUCGAGGAGGCCAUCUAUAAGUUCGACGCACGGUUUAAAAGCGAAAAGGGUAAAGGGGAUUAUUUGAUACUGGAGAAUGACUUAAACAAAGCCGACCGCCUUCAGCACUGCAUGAUUCUUGAUCUGGUCGCCGAGGGAGUGAGAGAUGACCCCAAAAAUGGCAUGCAAUGGGCACCAUUGUGGCCCAAAGACCACGAUAGAGGAUUCCUCUUUAUGGGAUCCGUCACGUCGUUGAAUCAAUAUCGCUUGCUUUCCGACGACCACCAAAUUCGGCCGGACGAAAUCGUAAUCAGGUCAAAUCCCCGCAAGGGGAACCCGUACCCGAACAGAGUAUUUGUGUGUCCUCCCGAUAACCCUCUCCGGAGAACAGGCCUGGCCCGAGUGCCCCUGAAGCAGCUUGACGAUAAGCUCCUUGGUGCGGUUGGGUGCGUUUAA